This is a messenger RNA of Piliocolobus tephrosceles (Ugandan red Colobus), 2703 nucleotides long. It is a transcript of the gene ZNF790, whose product is annotated as zinc finger protein 790. The record is from RefSeq and is a predicted model, not a curated record. NCBI's taxonomy places the organism in Eukaryota, Metazoa, Chordata, Mammalia, Primates, Cercopithecidae. Gene Ontology annotation, cellular component: nucleus. The transcript has 5 exons. Bases 793 to 2703 code for a protein of 636 amino acids. Gene Ontology annotation, molecular function: RNA polymerase II transcription regulatory region sequence-specific DNA binding; DNA-binding transcription factor activity, RNA polymerase II-specific. Gene Ontology annotation, biological process: regulation of transcription by RNA polymerase II.
AAUAAAUUAAAAAAAAGAAAAAAACUAUUUUAAUUAUCUGAUGAGUUUGAAAGUACUGAAAAAAAUUACUCCUCUGUCAGAAAGUUUAGAUGUAGAUCUAAAUGAUGUACAUCUAAAAGAGAAGCAAAUGAAAACUGGCAAAUGUGUACUUCGGCAAAAAGAAUGGCAUGAAUAGAAUUUACAAAACAAUACUAAUGUGACUAUAAACAUUAAUUGAAACCAAACACUUUAAGGGCGAUUGGAGGAUGGGAAUAAGGUAUUAGGAAGAGUUCUCAUGGAUUCCCAGGCAGGGUACCCCUGUAGGGCUGGGCAUGUAGCUGUGUCCCAUGGACCAUUUCCCCUUCUUUCUAUCCCAGGCUGGUACUUGUGGAAUCAGAGGUGUCCACCCAGCCGGGCCGAGGCUCCGGCAGAGACAGGACAGACAAGCCACUUGCUUGGCACAGUCUUGUAGGACUUUCCCGCCACGCCACUUGGGUCAGAGGCCCAUGCAGCCAGCUCCUGCUGAAAAUAACCGCGGGGGCACUUCUGCAGUGUUCCAGCCUCUAGACUACAUUUCCCAGAGGCCAUCGGGGCCAAGGUUACUUCCAGCCUAAGAUGGCCUGGGCUUACUGUCCUGUUCUCAGGGCUGGGCGUCAUUUGCAGAGGUAGGGCAGCCUGCAGGCCUCUGCUGAAGCUUCCUAAACGCGGGCUGGAAUUCUGGAAGUUCUCGGCCGCAGAUCUCUGCUUUCUCAGCACACUGCCUCACCAAGAGAAGAAUCCAGAGAAGGACUGGUAGACUUGGAAUGUGAAGUCAUGGUCCAUUUGAUGAUGUUCAGGGAUGUGGCUGUAGAUUUCUGUCAGGAGGAGUGGGAGUGCCUGGACCUGGAACAGAGAGAUUUAUAUAGAGAUGUGAUGUUGGAGAACUACAGCAACAUGGUCUCACUGGGUCUUUGCAAUUAUCAGCCAGAAGUGUUCUCUUUAUUGGAGAAAGGGAAAGAGCCCUGGAAGAUUUUGAGGGAUGAGACAAGAGGACCUUGCCCAGACAUUCAGUCCAGGUGUCACACCAAGAAGUUAUUACCAAAAAAUGGCAUUUGUGAGAGAGAAAUAGCCCAACUGGAAAUAAUGAAAAUUUGUAAAAACCACAGCCUUGAAUGUUUAUGUUUUAGAGGUGCUUGGGAAGGCAACGUUCAGUUUCAAACACUACAAGAUAAUCAAGAGGAAUGUUUCAAGCAGGUGAUACUCACCUGUGAAAAAAGGCCCACUUUUAACCAGCACAUAGCCUUUAAUCUACACCAGAGACUUAACACAGGAGACAAACUGAAUGAAUUUAAAGAAUUGGGGAAAGCCUUUAUUUCUGGCUCAGAUCAUACUCAACAUCAGUUAAUUCACACGAGUGAGAAAUUCUGUGAAGAUAAAGAAUGUGGGAAUACCUUUCUUCCUGAUUCAAAAGUUACUCGACAUCAGACAGUUCACACUGUUAAGAAAACAUAUGAAUGUAAAGAAUGUGGGAAGUCUUUUAGUUUACGUUCAAGUCUUACUGGUCAUAAGAGAAUUCAUACUGGUGAGAAACCUUUUAAAUGUAAGGAAUGUGGGAAAGCGUUUAGAUUUCAUUCACAACUUAGUGUCCAUAAGCGAAUUCAUACUGGUGAGAAAUCUUAUGAAUGUAAGGAAUGUGGGAAGGCCUUCAGUUGUGGCUCAGAUCUUACUCGACAUCAGAGAAUUCAUACUGGUGAAAAACCCUAUGAAUGUAAUGAAUGUAGAAAGGCCUUUAGUCAGCGAUCACAUCUUAUUAAACAUCAGAGAAUUCACACUGGUGAGAAACCUUAUGAAUGUAAGGAGUGUGGGAAAACUUUUACUCGUGGAUCACACCUAACUCAGCAUCAGAGAAUUCAUACAGGAGAGAAAUCUCAUGAGUGCAAGGAAUGUGGAAAAGCCUUUAUUCGUGGUUCAAAUCUUGCUCAACAUCAGAAUGUUCACGUUGGUAGGAAACCUUAUGAAUGUGAGAAAUGUGGGAAAGCCUAUAUUUGGAGCUCACACCUUGCUCGACAUCAGCGGAUUCAUACUGGCAGGAAACCUUAUGAAUGUAAGCAAUGUGGGAAGACUUUUACUUGGCCUUCAUAUCUUGCUCAACAUGAGAAAAUUCAUAACGAGAGGAAAUCCUAUGAAUGUAAGGAUUGUGGAAAGACCUUUCUUCAUGGCUCAGAGUUUAAUCGACAUCAGAAAAUUCAUACUGGUGAGAGAAACUAUGAAUGCAAGGAAUGUGGGAAGACCUUUUUUCGUGGUUCAGAACUUAAUCGACAUCAGAAAAUUCAUACUGGAAAGAGGCCAUAUGAAUGUGAAGAAUGUGGAAAAGCCUUUCUCUGGGGUUCACAACUUACUCGACAUCAGAGAGUGCACACUGGUGAGGAACCUUAUGUAUGUAAAGAAUGUGGGAAAUCUUUUAUCUGGGGUUCACAGCUUACACGACAUAAGAGAAUUCAUACUGAUGCAGAACCUUAUGGAUACAAGAAAAGUAGCCACAUCUUUAGUCACCAUUCAUAUUUUACUGAACAACAAAUUCACAAUGGUGGAAAUCUCUGUGAAUGGACAGACUAUGGGAACUCCUUUAGUCAUGAGUCAAACUUUGCUCAACACCAGAAUAUUUACACUUUUGAGAAAUCCUAUGAAUUUAAAGAUUUUGAGAAAGCAUUUUCUUCGAGCUCUCACUUCAUUUCACUCUUGUGA